Molecule: messenger RNA, 1065 nt
Organism: Ceratina calcarata
Lineage: Eukaryota; Metazoa; Arthropoda; Insecta; Hymenoptera; Apidae
Product: ras suppressor protein 1-like
Exons: 7
Coding region: 151-852 (233 amino acids)
Cellular component (GO): cytoplasm
Molecular function (GO): protein binding
Source: RefSeq, a predicted model, not a curated record
UAGUUUACUCUCUAUAAUUAGUGCUUAAGUAUUCACAAUUAUUUGUUACCUCUCCAUAUUUUAUUUAUAACUCGAUGAUAUUUUGGAACUGGAUCUUCAGAAUGCAAACUGUUCAAGCAACGAUCUAAUUUCGUUUUCUUUUCAGUGAACAUGAUCAACAUCACCCGAUUAACUUUGAGUCAUAACAAGCUCCAAGCCGUGCCACCGGGACUUGCAAACUUAGUUAAUCUGGAGAUAUUGAAUCUCUUUAAUAACCACAUUACCGAACUUCCAAUCUCGUUAUCGCAAAUGCCGAAGUUACGAAUCCUUAACGUAGGAAUGAACAGACUGGACGUACUUCCGCGUGGAUUCGGUGCAUUUCCGGUAUUAGAAGUUCUCGACUUAACGUACAAUAACUUAAGCGAGAAGAAUCUACCAGGAAACUUUUUUAUGAUGGAAACCUUAAGAGCACUUUACUUAGCUGACAAUGACUUCGAGUACUUACCACCGGAGAUAGGACAUUUGAAAAAUUUGCAAAUCCUCGUACUAAGGGAAAACGAUUUAAUCGAAUUACCGAAAGAAAUCGGAGAACUACUGCGGCUACGAGAAUUACAUAUACAAGGGAACCGACUGACAGUCUUACCUCCUGAAAUAGGAAAUUUGGAUUUAGUAAGUAACAAGGCGGUGUUUCGAAUGGAGUUUAAUCCAUGGGUUACGCCGAUCGGCGAUCAAUUGCAAGUAGGGAUAUCCCACGUAAUGGACUACAUUCGCUCUGAGACUUACAGAUACGUAUACAAUCGACACCAAAGCGCUAAAGGACCGCCACCAGCGAUCGAAAACGACAAGAGUAAGAAAAUAUCCCGCAUGCGUUGAUACGGGAUUAAGGGAUGGUUGAUUAACAGCUCGAAAUAUAUUUUUCUACUAACAAUACUUCGCUCCUUAAUUCACUGCCAGUAAUCUCAGUGCCUUGACUAUCGACACGUACUUCCACCGCGCAUUUAAAUUCUGGAUGUACGUACAUAUGUAACGUUCACAUCAGAUAAUGUAUUAUAAAAUGUAUUAUUAUAUCGUUUAAAAGCCAUAGAU